GUUUAUUCAUGAUUCAGCCUCAUGCAUGCCAACGAUUGCGGAGGCCUCUCUCAUGACUGUGAUGCAAUAGCUGCUUUCUCAUUCGGUAUUAUAUAAUAUCGCUGAAAGACUGGGAGCCAUGUUCAAGUUCGCUAGGGACGUUGUGCUUUAUUAUUUUCAGCCGCAGAAGCUCCAGGAUGUAGCAGAGCCGACAGUCAACAGAAACGAUCGACUACCAGAGAUCUGGUUUGCUGAUAUUCCAACGUGCACCUUACGAUGUAUAUAUCCCAUAGCUUUAGAAUGCGGCUGUGCAUACUCGGAUUUCGAAUGCAUUUGCAAUUCCUUUAGCGACAUCUCAAAUCAGGACAACGUCGAGAUUUGUUACAAUCAAUGUCCUGCGAACGAGGAUCAACGAUGGGCACCCUCGCGGAUUCUCGAUUUUUGCGAACUGAUGGGCGUCGACGUACAGCUUCCGGAAUAUAUGGCAGAGUUCGCGCAUUUGCAUCGACGACAAUCACAAAUUGGACCGUCCGUCGGAAGUUAUUCCGACUUUCCAAGUUAUAGCGAGACUGGUGCAGCAUCACCGUCGGCAACGAACACCGGCGGCCUCCCAGAUGUCCCACAAUGCUCCCUUUCCUGCUUUGCCACCGCUCUUAGUAGUGAUGGCUGCUCCUCUCUAGAUGACUUUGCCUGCCACUGCGCCAAAUCCGGUCUUGUCAGUGAUAUCAGCUCGUGCUUGGAGAGUAAUUGCAGCAACGCCGAUCAGUCCUCAGCCUUCAGUGCUAUUUCCUCCAUAUGCUCAUCCGUCGGGCAUCCAGUCAGUGUCUCUAGUGCCACCGCUACCGCUACCGCUACCUCUGCCGUCACCACCACGACUGGGACAUCGGCGUCGGCAACAACGACAGCGACAGAGACAAUAGCAACACAUGGAAUUACACCAGGGCCGACGCAAACAAGUUCAACCGAUAGUAACAAUGGAGCUGGCGGGUCUUCAGGUGGUCUCUCAACGGGGGCAAAAGCCGGAAUCGGGGUUGCAGUGCCAUUAGUGGUUAUCAUUCUAUGCCUGGGCAUAUUCUGGUAUUUCCGCAGGCGAACUGCAGCCACAAAAAAUCAACAGAGCCCUGAAAACAAUGUAGACUAUCUGCCCGGUGGAGUUGGAGAGCUACCAGCCAAAGAAAAACUCUCGUCUGCUGGUGGUAAGCGUUUUGAUGGUUAUGGAAACGAAUUACCGGCGGAAGCGGAUGGAAAUCCUAUUAAUGAAUCGGACAGUCGACCUAUACAUACAGUACCCCCACCCAUGAAUGAAAACACACAAGCUGUUUAUGAGCUGAGUGGCCAGUCAGCGGCCGUCGAACCUCUGGUUCCCACGCCUCUCGCACCACACAGAGGUAACGAGUCCAUGAACAGACAGUAUUCAGAGGCGUCUUCGACAGGUAUAAGCCAAAAAUUAGUUGGAUCACCUAUUUCUGCUGCAGGUUCGGAAAACGCAAAUAACAGAGGCUCUCAGUUGAAUAAUUCAACUAGUGCCGAUGACGCUGUAGUGAGUCCACAACCGUCGGAGCGAAAUGUGGAGCAGAGCGUACGAACAUCAACUACGUCCCAGGAGACAGAGCUGAUGCAACUGGAGGAGGAGAUGGCACGAGUUAAGGCACAGAGAGAGCGGCUUCAACACUUACAGCUCUUAGAAGAAAAGGAAGAGGAGCUGAAGAAGCAGAUUGCAGCAAAGAAAGCUUCUACAUCCACGGAAUAACGGGAUUUUAUUUUAUAAUAUUAUAUGCUAAUACCCAUUAUCUAUUUAGUCAAUUGAUGAAUCCUAAAUAAUGUCAAAAUUUUGUCAAAG
Molecule: messenger RNA, 1819 nt
Organism: Talaromyces proteolyticus
Lineage: Eukaryota; Fungi; Ascomycota; Eurotiomycetes; Eurotiales; Trichocomaceae
Exons: 4
Coding region: 119-1729 (536 amino acids)
Source: RefSeq, a predicted model, not a curated record